UGAACCAGGGAGAUUAAAGGGCACAGCCAUGUAGAGAGCAGGUACAGAGGCCUGGUGUCUGGGACAAAAGGGGAAAACUGAUGGUGUGAGGCUCUGGUGUCUGUGACAGAGGAGGAGGUGCAACGGGAAACCCUGCGCCGGGCGUCAUGGCAGCCAAGCCUAAGCUCUUGUACUUUCCUGGCCGGGGCAGGAUGGAGUCGAUCCGCUGGCUGCUGGCUGCAGCUGGCGUGGAGUUUGAAGAAGAAUUUCUUGAAACAAGAGAGCAAUAUGAGAAGUUGCAGAAGGAUGGGCGCCUGCUCUUUGGCCAAAUGCCUCUGGUUGAAAUUGAUGGGAUGAUGCUGACGCAGACCAGAGCCAUCCUCAGCUACCUGGCUGCCAAGUACAACUUGUAUGGAAAGGACCUGAAGGAGACAGUCAGGAUCAACAUGUAUGCCGAUGGCACUCUGGACCUCAUGGCGAUGAUCAUGAUGGCUCCGUUCAAACCCCCAGAGGAAAAAGAGGAGAACAUCGCUUUAAUUGUGACAAAAGCGAAAACCCGUUACUUCCCGGUCUUUGAAAAGAUUUUGAAAGACCAUGGAGAGGAUUUCCUUGUUGGCAACAAAUUCAGCUGGGCGGAUGUACAACUAUUAGAAGCUAUUUUAAUGGUGGAAGAACUCAAUGCUUCUGUUCUCUCGGACUUCCCUCUGCUAAAGGCAUUUAAAGCAAGAAUCAGCAACAUCCCUACAAUUAAGAAGUUCCUGCAGCCUGGGAGUCAGAGGAAGCCACCUGCGGAUAGCCGCUACGUUGACGUGGUCAGGCACGUUCUGCAGUUAUAAUGGCGGCAGGCCUCGCUAUGGUGCACGGCUGCCAUCAGCCACAGCCUCGCACGUGCCGGAGCUCACUGUAGAUUCUAGGUGUAAAAUGUCUGGAAAGAGCAAAGCAGUACUGCCAUCAACAGCAAAUGCCAAUUAAAUGAAACAUGAGACCAUUUGGUUAUGUGAGCAUUUUUAAA
Molecule: messenger RNA, 991 nt
Organism: Myotis myotis
Lineage: Eukaryota; Metazoa; Chordata; Mammalia; Chiroptera; Vespertilionidae
Product: glutathione S-transferase A4-like
Exons: 7
Coding region: 147-815 (222 amino acids)
Biological process (GO): glutathione metabolic process; xenobiotic metabolic process
Molecular function (GO): glutathione transferase activity
Source: RefSeq, a predicted model, not a curated record